AUGGCCCGUGGUAACCAGCGCGACAAGGCCCGUGAGGCGAACCUGAAGAAGCAGGCUGCCAUGAAAUCCGGCAACAGCCAAAGCGGCACCGAGCUCCAGCGCUCCCGUGAGAGCGCAGCUGAGAUUAUGCGCCAGAAGCAGGCUGCCGCCGAGGCACGCAAGGUCACUGGCGAGGACAAGCCUGCCAAGGACAAGGGCAAGAAAUAG
Molecule: messenger RNA, 207 nt
Organism: Verticillium nonalfalfae
Lineage: Eukaryota; Fungi; Ascomycota; Sordariomycetes; Glomerellales; Plectosphaerellaceae
Exons: 3
Coding region: 1-207 (68 amino acids)
Source: RefSeq, a predicted model, not a curated record